UUUCGCAGCCUAACUUUCCUCCUCCUGCAGUACCGCUGCGGAGCCCUCUUCCUCCUCUUCCUCUUACCUGAAGCAAGCUGGCGGCCCUCCGGGUAGAAGCCGAGGACAAGGAUCUGGGGCCGAUGGCCUGGGUUCUGAAGAUGGACGAUGCCGCCAUCGAGUCGGGGCUCGUGCACGACUUCGACGCUAGUCUGUCGGGUAUCGGACAGGAGCUGGGAGCUGGAGCCUACAGCAUGAGCGAUGUGCUGGCUCUGCCCAUCUUCAAGCAGGAAGACUCCAGCCUGCCUCCUGAAAAUAAGACCAAAAAUCCCCCAUUCCAGUAUGUGCUUUGCGCCGCUACAUCACCUGCUGUCAAGCUACAUGACGAGACGCUCACAUACCUAAACCAAGGCCAGUCUUAUGAGAUUUUUUUGUUGGACAACAGAGAAACAGGAGAGUUACCGGAGCUGAACAACAAGAUGGUGAAGAGCACAGUGCGAGUAGUAUUUCAUGACCGACGGCUGCAGUACACGGAACACCAGCAGCUGGAGGGCUGGAAGUGGAAUCGUCCUGGCGACCGUCUCCUUGACAUCGAUAUUCCCAUGUCGGUUGGCAUUGUUGAGCCGAAGACUCACUCCUCCCAACUUAACGCUGCAGAGUUUCUGUGGGACUUGAACAAAAGAACGUCUGUUUUUGUGCAGGUGCACUGCAUCAGCACAGAGUUUACUCCCAGGAAGCACGGUGGAGAGAAGGGCGUCCCCUUCAGGAUCCAGCUGGACACGUUCGCUCAAGGAGACGGUGGAGAGUACACAGAACACCUCCACUCUGCAUCCUGCCAAAUCAAAGUCUUCAAACCGAAGGGGGCGGACCGUAAACAAAAGACUGACAGGGAGAAGAUGGAGAAGCGCACUCCUCAAGAAAAGGAAAAGUACCAGCCUUCCUAUGAUACCACUAUCCUAUCAGAGACGAGGCUUGAGCCCAUCAUAGAGGAUUCGGGCGACCACGAGCUGAAAAAGUCCAGCAAGCGGACACUUCCCGCUGACUGUGGCGACUCCUUGGCCAAGAGAGGCAGUUGCUCGCCAUGGCCAGACGCCGCUUUCCCCAGCACCAACCAGGCAGCUACCCCCUCCUUUACCUCCACCCCGCUGUCCACCUACUCAACGUCCUCAGUACUGGACAGCGACUCAUCCUCUCCCAAUCACCAGGCAGACCCUGGGGUCCAGAGCAACUCAGAGCAGUUGAGCCCCACUGCCUCCAUACAGGACACACAGAAGUGGCUGCUGAAAAAUCGUUUCAACUCCUACGCUCGACUCUUCUCGCAUUUCUCAGGUUCUGAUUUGUUAAAGUUAACUCGGGAUGAUCUGGUUCAGAUUUGUGGGACAGCAGAUGGGAUUAGACUCUUCAAUGCACUCAAAUCCAGGUCAGUGCGCCCCCGGUUGACUGUGUACAUCUGUCAGGAGUCUCUGCAGGAGAGCCCCCUGCUGGAGAGACACUGCACUAUUGAAAACGGAGAACACAGGAGCUCCACUAGUUUACACGUGUAUCAUGCUUUGUACUUGGAGGAGCUCACAGCUGCAGAGCUCAUCCGAAAGAUGGCCUCUGUGUGCGGCAUUCCUCUGGGAACGAUCAACCAGGUGUACAGACAGGGUCCUACAGGCAUCCACAUACUGCUAAGUGACCAGAUGGUUUACAACUUAAAUGACGAGAGCUGUUUUUUGAUCAGCACUGUCAAAGAUGAGUUUGGCGAAGGACUUCAUCUGAUCAUGAAGUAGUGAGGAGGACAGAUGGCAUCACUAAUUCUCCACCCUCUGUUUUGGAGCGGCAGCCUCCUCUCAUCCCUCUCUGCACGCCUCUACUCUUAUCGCUCUACAUCCUCCCGAUCUCUUUUAAUAAUAGCUCGAUGGAAAGCAGAGUUAAAGCCAUGUAAAUGUUAGCAUCUGACAUGGGUGUGUCCACUGUUUCAUAUUGAAAACAUUAUUAACAGAGGGUUAGUUAUAAGAAGAGACGGGAGGAUACAAGAUAAGGGAGUAGUCGACAAAUUCAUGUAUUUUGAUCUCGUUUUGUUUUAUUCAAUCGUUAUUUGUAUAAAGAGGGGGAUGGAUGGUGCUCUGGCCUGCGAGAGAUGAAGAGUUUUCUUAUUGCUCGUUGCCCUUCCUACACAACGCACACAACCAGCACUAGGCCAGUAUUUGAUUAACGUGUACUGCUGAACAGCAUGCGAAUCCGUAUGAAGAUGCUUACCAGAGAAACUCACCUUUGCUUACCUAACAUUCUUAAUGGGGAUGUCUUAAUUUAUCUGAUCAGCUGAGCGCGGUGGCCUGUAAAGUACUCCGACUAAAUGAGUGGAAGUGCCCUCAUUUUGUGGAUUGAGGCGCUUCGAUUUGUUUUUUUAUUUUAGAUGAUUUUAUGAUAUCUUGCCACAUAGUCGGACUUCAUGUGAUUUG
Nematolebias whitei (Rio pearlfish) is the source of this 2423-nucleotide messenger RNA. It is a transcript of the gene ubp1, whose product is annotated as upstream binding protein 1. The record is from RefSeq and is a predicted model, not a curated record. Lineage: Eukaryota; Metazoa; Chordata; Actinopteri; Cyprinodontiformes; Rivulidae. Gene Ontology annotation, molecular function: DNA-binding transcription activator activity, RNA polymerase II-specific; RNA polymerase II cis-regulatory region sequence-specific DNA binding. Gene Ontology annotation, biological process: regulation of transcription by RNA polymerase II. Gene Ontology annotation, cellular component: nucleus. The transcript has 16 exons. Bases 123 to 1751 code for a protein of 542 amino acids.